AUGUCCUCCACGACAGGGACCACAGCUCCAGCGCACCGCGUUGGUCCAGAUUAUCGUCCUGAUGCACAGAAGCCUACGGCAACAGUAUCGACCCAAAUCUCGUAUGACAAUGUGCACAUACUGCCACAGACAUCCCAGCUUUUAGCACUUUUAACGAUGAUCCGGGACAAGAACACAGCAAGAGCUGAUUUCAUCUUCUAUUCAAACCGUAUCAUCCGACUCCUUGUUGAGGAAGGUUUGAACCACCUUCCUGUCAUUGGCCAUACCAUCACAACUCCUGUUGGCCAAUCCUACGCCGGGGUAAAGUUUCAAGGAAAAAUUUGCGGCGUUUCCAUCAUGAGGGCGGGUGAAGCAAUGGAGCAAGGCCUCCGUGACUGCUGUCGUUCGGUCAGAAUCGGCAAAAUCUUGAUUCAGCGCGAUGAAGACACAAGCAAGCCCAAGCUGUUCUACGACAAACUGCCCGAAGACAUUUCGGAGAGAUGGGUGUUGCUCCUCGACCCAAUGUUUGCGACAGGUGGAUCUGCGACAAUGGCUGUAGAUGUCCUCAAGUCAAAAAGAGUGCCUGAGGACAGGAUCCUUUUCUUGAAUAUCAUUGCCAGCCCUGAAGGUGUCACUAGCUUUGCUAAGCGCUUCCCAAGACUACGUGUCGUUACAGCAUUUGUCGAUCAGGGUUUAGAUGAAAAGAAUUAUAUUGUUCCUGGACUUGGAGACUUUGGAGACCGCUUCUAUACUCUCUGA
This is a messenger RNA of Letharia columbiana, 738 nucleotides long. RefSeq lists its product as uncharacterized. The transcript has 4 exons. The record is from RefSeq and is a predicted model, not a curated record. NCBI's taxonomy places the organism in Eukaryota, Fungi, Ascomycota, Lecanoromycetes, Lecanorales, Parmeliaceae. Bases 1 to 738 code for a protein of 245 amino acids.